Molecule: messenger RNA, 2200 nt
Organism: Quercus lobata
Lineage: Eukaryota; Viridiplantae; Streptophyta; Magnoliopsida; Fagales; Fagaceae
Product: probable protein phosphatase 2C 33
Exons: 6
Coding region: 442-1656 (404 amino acids)
Biological process (GO): protein dephosphorylation
Molecular function (GO): protein serine/threonine phosphatase activity
Source: RefSeq, a predicted model, not a curated record
AAGAAAGAGACCGUUUAUCGAAAAGGGUAAAAGAGAGAGAAAAGCUGAUGUGUAUAUAGGCGUGAAAAAGGGGAUUAGGAUCGAGUCAAAAACCUCAGCCAUAAGCAAAAACAAGAAGAAGCUCCCAACUUGGACAUUGUAAGCCAAAAAAAAAAAAUCCUUAGCUACUCUUCCACUUUUCCUUUUCGAUAUUAGCUUUGUGAUUUGAUUUCUCAACAACCAUUCCUCCCGCUCUCAACAAAUUAAUAUAAGGGAGAGACCACCAAUUUCACCGUCAAUCUGGCUAUCGAGAAUUUGAGGUUGAGAAAGAAAGCGGUGAUAGUAUCACCGAAUCUGAAUCCGACGGAUCCUCAGGUAGUGUUGGAGAAAAGGGGCUCCGCCUCGGAGUCAGACUGUUCGGUGGGGCUGGAUUGCUUGCUGAGUAUAGUCAGGGCUCUGGGAAUGGGAUCGUGUCUUUCCGGGGACGGCGCUGGCCCCCACGGCGGCGCGGCCACCGCCCUCCCUUAUGCUUUGGCAGCAGCCGCUGUGGCCGAGCCGGAGGUGGGGGCUAACAAGCGAAGGAAGUCGGCCGCCAAGAUAAUGAAGAGGAACUGCUCAUUUGAUGCCAAGAUGGAGCUGUGGCUGCAUAGAAUUCCCAAGAGGUUGUUUGUGAAUGGUUCGAGCGAAGUUGCUUCUUUGUUUAGUAAGCAGGGGAAGAAGGGGAUCAAUCAGGAUGCUAUGAUUGUUUGGGAGAAUUUUGGUUCAAAGGAAGACACAAUAUUGUGUGGUGUUUUUGAUGGCCAUGGUCCCUUUGGCCAUAUGGUUGCAAAGAAAGUGAGGGAUUCUCUUCCUUUAAAGUUGUGUGCUCAGUUGCAACUAAAUAGUUUCCACAAGGAUGGGCAUCAUGAUAUCAUCAGUAGUGGCUUGGGAAGUCUGACCUCUGAAGAAAGUGCAUUGACAUCAACUGAUGGGGAAGCUGGGAUUCAUAAUCAAAAUCACACUGAUAUAAAGACAAUGAGAGAAUCAUUUCUGAAAGCAUUUAAGGUUAUGGAUAAGGAACUCAAACUGCAUCCUUCAAUUGAUUGCUAUUGCAGUGGGACAACAGCAGUUACCCUGGUCAAGCAGGGACGAGAUCUUGUUAUCGGAAAUGUUGGGGACUCUAGAGCUGUAUUGGGUACUAGAGAUGAAGAUGAUUUUCUCAUUGCAGUUCAGUUAACUGUAGACCUCAAACCAAAUAUUUCAAAGGAAGCAGAGAGGAUUAGGAAAUGUAAAGGGCGGGUCUUUGCCCUUCAGAAUGAGCCUGAGGUUGCUCGAGUUUGGCUGCCCAACGCUAACUCCCCUGGGCUGGCUAUGGCUCGGGCUUUUGGAGAUUUUUGCCUCAAAGAUUUUGGCUUGAUCUCUGUCCCUGAAAUUUCUUAUCAUCAACUCACCGAGAAGGAUGAAUUUGUAGUGUUGGCUACAGAUGGGGUCUGGGAUGUCCUAUCAAACAAAGAAGUUGUUGAAAUAGUGGCUUCUACCCCACCAUCUUCUGCGGCUCGAAAACUGGUUGAGUCAGCUAACAGAGCUUGGAAGUUCAAAUUCCCAUAUGCUAAGGUCGAUGACUGUGCUGUAGUUUGCCUAUUCCUCAACUCAAGUUCAAACCAUUACUCUGCUAUGGACCAUCCUGGUACCCUCUAGAUUGCCUCUUGAUUAUAUGUUUUAAGUUGGAGAGAAGGGAGUUUGUAGGCCCGUGUUGCAACUGCAGCAGCAGCCACCUACCUUUGAGCGGUAUCCUUGGUGCACUUCUCUCUUCAGAAGCCAUGUUGAUUUGAUUGAGCAGAUUUGGAAAACAAGGUCUCAAAAAUAAAGGGGAAGAUAAUUUUUUUAUGAUUCUUUUCUGAAAUAUAAAUUAUUGUCAAUAUUGUUUCCAUUCUUUUUAGGGGUUUUAUUAAGUUUAUUUUCAAGAGGGAGGUUGACGCAGCCUUAUUUUUGUGGCAGUGGUUAUUUUCCCCUAUCCCUCUAUCAGGCAUUGGUGAUUUAGGAGUUUCUGUAAAUCCAAGUUUUGGGGAGCUUUGUAAUUAGUUAUUUGUCAUUCAGGUUAGUGUGAUUUUGGAAAUUUCUUGGUGGCAGUUUCUGCUUUUGUGUUUGGAGGUCGACUUUUUGUUUGUAAUUCUAGGGCCUUCUGCUUUGCUGUAAUAUGUAAAACUAUUAUGUUUGAUCUUGUUCUUUGCUUUUGAGACUC